UUUUAUUUGCUCUUUUUUUUUUUAUAUAGAAACCACAUUUGAUAGAAAAAAGACGAGAUAUUUUGAUGAUUAUCAAGUUGGAUGGAAAAAAAAUUAUGUCAGGGUCAAGGUCGUCGUGAGAGAAUUAAAUUACAAGUGAGAUUGUUAAAAUGGUUGAUGAAAAAACUUCUAAAAUUUUGAAUGUCAGUGGAGAUGGUUGUGGUGAUUAUGAUAAAUACAUUCCAUAUAUUGAUGCAAUUCGUGGAUUAUUUGUGUCAAGUCUUGAUGAAAAAAUUUACAAUGGUUUGUCAAAAUUUGUUUAUAACCAAGAUAAAAAUUCAUCAAGAGAUAAUUUGAAUGAAAAACAAUUGAAUUCAUCAAUUGGUGUAUCGAAUUUCGAUAAAUUAAUUGAUGCCAUAUGGAAUCUUGAUCCAAUCAAUGCAAUUUGUCCUGGUUCUGGACGCCAAGAUGCUGGAAUUUUUGAACGAGUACUCAGACAAGCUAUAAAAUAUUUCAUAAAAGAAGGUCUUAUAUCUUGUUUUCUAAAUUCAAUUGUUCUUAACAACCGUCUCAAUAGAAUACACCGAGAACUUGAUGACCUCAGUGUGAAUAAUAAUUUUCUAAAAACCUAUUUACCUUGGAAUUUUCAUGAUAGUAAUAAUUUAUCUGUUGAUAAAAAUAAUCAACAUGUUAUUGAUUCAAGUCACGAAAUAUUCAACACGGAAAUAAAUUUAAGCCAGUUAAAAAAUGAUGAGAUAAUACGUGAUAAAGAUGCAAAAUGUUUUUGUACAUCUAGAGAAAAUUCAACUGAUGAAAUUUGUGAAUUAUUGAGAGACAAUUAUGGCAGGUGUUUAUCAGAAGAGUUUCAUGUUGAUAAAAAAAUAAUAAAAAAUAAAAUAUCUGAUAUAAAUUUAUCCCAAGAUGAUAAUUGGACAAAAGAAAAUUUAAAAAUUCAUAUUUGUCAGGCAAAUAAUUGUUCUGAUGAAAAAUUAUCAUUGCCAAUUAAAUCAGAAUGUUUUAUUCGUCAUCUAGAUAAUUCUGGAUCAUUUAAAAAUAUAUCAAAAUAUGAAAAAUUUAAAAAGAACUUUAAAAAUUGUCUUGAUAAUAUUUGCAAAAGCUUGAAUGAUAUUUUAAAAAAUUUCGAUGGUAAAAUAAUACGUAAAUGUUGUUUGCUUUGUCGUGUUCAUGGUGAUUAUUUGAAGCUUUGUUUAAAACGUAAAAAUAAGGAUGGAUGUAAAGUUGAUUUGUACUCUGAUUUAAUUGUUAUUCAUGAAAAUUUAGAAUGUCAUCAUGAUGCUAAAUUAAACAAUAAAAUAAAAUCGAAUUUUGAUAGAGAUAAAGCUGAAGAGGUGAAUUGUCCAAGAAGCUCUAGGUCUUCAUCAAUUUUAGCUGGCCAAAAUUCAUCUGAUGAUGAUUUAAGUUUCAACUGUUCUUGUGAUGACGAGUCACACGAUGAAGACUCAUUCAGAUCAGCAAAAUCAAUAGAAAAUAUUAGAAAAAAAAAACCAUCUAAAAUUGUUGAUAAUCAUGAAGACCAACAUGUUGUUGAUGAUAAAUUAUUAAAAGAUAAACUACUUGAAAUUUUAAAAUCAAUAACAAAUGAAAAUUGUCGUAAAAAUUCAAGUUGUCCAGGUGAUUAUUGUAAAUCAGUUUACGUACAAACAUCUGAAAAUUUUGAAGCACUUCAAGGUCCUGAUGACUGUCAUAAAUUGAUAAAAAAUAAAUCAGAUCUUGAGUUGAAAAUAUUCGAAAUACUCGAAACGAUUAUUAAUAAAAAUAGUGGUAAAAAAAUUGAUGAAGAAAAAAAUAUAAUCAAGCAUGAUAGUUUAAUUAUCAUUCAAAAAUCGAAAUCAUUAACGAAAAUUUGUUCACCAAGUGUUUGUCACAGUGUCAAGUCAAUUAAAUUUUUACGUGAUAAUGAAAAUAAGACUGAUGAUGGUGUUGAUCAUGUUGAUGGUAUUCCAGAGCCUCGUUCACUUGAUCAUCAUAUUAAUUCACCUGGUCGUUUGCAGCUGCAAUGGAGUGUCAGUAAAGAGCUAUUUAAUGACUACAAAAGUUCUUUAAUUUGUAUUUUAUCACCAAGCAAAAAAUCAUUGAAUCCAAGUCACAAAAAUAUACUGACAUUGACAUGUCAAAAAAUUGCAGACAAGCAUCAAAAUAAAUUUAUUAAAUCAUCUUUAAAUUCAGCUCAUCAAAAUUCUUUGGGUGAUAAUGUUUCGUCUAAUUUAUCAAAACCAAAAAUAAAAAAAACUUCAAAAAUUUCAUGCUCUUCUUCAAGUUUAAAUAAUGACAAAUUUUUAAAUUUUACAAUCGAAAUUAAAAGAUUAAAAUUGAUCAUUAAAAAGUUGAUGGAAAAAUUACGUUAUACAUUUUCGAAAAAAUCGCUUAAAAAAUUACAAAGAUUGAUUAGAAAAAAAAUUAUUCGUCCACUUUUAAUGGAACGUGAAAAAUGUACACAAAAUAACGGAUCAAAAAUAAAAUUAUAUGAAAAGAAAUUGUUUAAAAAUUUUUCAGAAGCAGAAUCUAUUGAGUCAUUUCGAUAUUUACCAAGAAAAAAUUACUACUCAGAUACUUCGGUGGAGCAGAAAAUGUGUUGUCAAAAAAAAAAUAAUUAUCAUGAUAGAAAAAGCUUUAAAAAAACAAAAUUUAAAGCUCAAUGUAGUCGUUGUAAAAUUGACAAGUCAAAGUAUAAUUAUCAACGACAUGAAAAUGCUGGAAAUAAUAUCAAAUCGAUGAAUAAAAAUUGUCGAAAAUAUUCAAAUAAAGGUAAUAAUAUUUCAACCAACGGGAGAGUUAUUUCAUCAUCAAAUGUUGAUAUUGAAUUUAAAUGCCCUGAGGAUGAUGAAGAGUGUCCUGGUUUGAUUAAUAAUUAUUUUCGUUCAAUUCUUACUCAGUAUGUUAAUCUUUGUAAAAAUGUUAAAUAUUCUUUUGUCAAUAAUCAAACAGAUGUAUCAUCAAGCCUUGAUCAGGUACCACCAAAAAAAAUAAAUAAAUAAAUAAAACAAA
Aphidius gifuensis is the source of this 2985-nucleotide messenger RNA. RefSeq lists its product as uncharacterized. The record is from RefSeq and is a predicted model, not a curated record. The transcript is spliced from 2 exons. The coding region runs from base 150 to 2975 and encodes 941 amino acids. NCBI's taxonomy places the organism in Eukaryota, Metazoa, Arthropoda, Insecta, Hymenoptera, Braconidae.